Messenger RNA from Rhodotorula graminis WP1, 3255 nucleotides. RefSeq lists its product as uncharacterized. Gene Ontology annotation, molecular function: ATP binding; P-type divalent copper transporter activity; copper ion binding. The transcript has 6 exons. Gene Ontology annotation, cellular component: membrane. Gene Ontology annotation, biological process: monoatomic cation transport; copper ion homeostasis. NCBI's taxonomy places the organism in Eukaryota, Fungi, Basidiomycota, Microbotryomycetes, Sporidiobolales, Sporidiobolaceae. Bases 27 to 3032 code for a protein of 1001 amino acids. The record is from RefSeq and is a predicted model, not a curated record.
GCUCGACCGAGUCGCUCAUCAGCAAGAUGGAGGCGAAGCUCCUCGACGACGAUGGCGACCUCGAGGCGCUCUCGUUCGGCGACAAGGCGACCGUGCACACUGUCCAUCUCAAGGUCGAAGGAAUGACGUGCGGCGCAUGUGUCGCGAGCAUCGAGAACGGGCUGAACAGCCAGGACGGCAUCGCCAGCGUCAAGGUUGCGCUCCUCGCCGAGCGAGCCGUCAUCGAGUACGACCCUGCGCUGUGGACGCCCGAGAAGCUCGCCGAGGAGAUCGAGGACAUGGGGUUCGAGGCGGCGCCUAUACAGCCGGCCAAGGCCGACACGGUGCAGCUCCAGAUCUACGGCAUGACCUGUGGCGCCUGCGUCUCGUCGAUCGAGUCGUCGCUGCGCUCGACGCCGGGCAUCCUGUCGGCCGUCGUGUCGCUCGCGACCGAGCGCGCGAGCGUCACCUACGACCCGUCCAUCCUCGCCGGCGUGCGCGACAUUGUCGAGGCGAUCGAGGACACGGGCUUUGACGCGACGCUCGCGUCGGACGAGAACAACGCGAUGCAGCUUAAGUCGCUCGCGCGCACCAAGGAGAUCACCGAGUGGCGGAGCGCGUUCCUGCGCGCCGCGUCGUUCGGUCUCCCCGUCUUCCUCCUGUCGAUGGUCCUGCCCAUGGUCCCGUUCCUGCGGCCCGUCGUCAAUUUUGCGCUCGUGCGCGGCAUCUACCUCGGCGACCUCGCGUGCCUGUUCCUCACGCUCCCCGUCCAGUUCGGCGUCGCCCUGCGGUUCUACCGCUCGGCGUGGCGCGCCCUCAAACACUCGUCGGCGACGAUGGACGUCCUCGUCGUCCUCGGCACGUCGGCCGCGUUCGUCUACUCGGUCGCCGCCAUGGUGUGCGCGCCGUUCGCCGGCGACCCGGCGUACCACCCCAAGGUCUUCUUCGACACGUGCACGAUGCUCAUCACGUUCAUCUCGCUCGGGCGGUACCUCGAGAACGUCGCCAAGGGCCAGACGAGCACGGCGCUGAGUCGCCUCAUGAGCCUCGCGCCGUCGCAGGCCAUCAUCUACACGGACGCCGAGUGCACCAAGGAGAAGAAGGUCCCGACCGAGCUCAUCCAGGUCCACGACGUCGUCAAGAUUGUCCCCGGCGACAAGAUUCCCGCCGACGGCGUCGUCAUCCGCGGCGAGUCGUCGGUCGACGAGAGCAUGGUGACGGGCGAGGUCGUGCCCGUCGCCAAGAGCCUCAAGUCGAGCGUCAUCGGCGGCACCGUCAACGGACAGGGCACGUUCGACAUGCGCGUCACGCGUGCGGGCAAGGACACGGCGCUCGCGCAGAUCGUCCACCUCGUCGAGGACGCCCAGACGAGCAAGGCGCCGAUCCAGGCGUUCGCCGACACGGUCGCGGGCUACUUUGUCCCCGUCGUCAUCUCGCUCGCGCUCGCGACCUUUGUCGCGUGGAUGGUCGUCGCCCACGUCGCGUCCGACCUGCCGAGGGUGUUUGACGAGGAGGGCACGACCAAGUUCAUGGUCUGCCUGCGCCUGUGCAUCUCGGUCGUCGUCGUCGCGUGCCCGUGCGCGCUCGGCCUGUCGACCCCGACGGCCGUCAUGGUGGGCACGGGCGUCGGCGCGCAGCACGGCAUCCUCAUCAAGGGCGCCGGCCCGCUCGAGGCGAGCCACCGCGUCGACCGCAUCGUGCUCGACAAGACGGGCACGCUCACCGUCGGCAAGCUCGACGUCGUCGGCGUGCGGUGGGUCGAGCGCACCGGUCUCGAGUCGAGCGAGGCCGACGCGCUCGGCGCCCGUGUCGGCUGGCAAGACGACGCCAUCCUCCUCUUUGCCGCCGCCGAGACCAAGUCGGAGCACCCGCUCGCCAAGGCCGUCGCCCAGUGGGGCUUGCGCUCGCUCGGCCUCGCCGAGGUCCCGUCGUCGCUCGACGUGACGUCGUUCGCGUCGGUGACGGGCAAGGGCGUCCGGUGCGAGGUCGCGGGCCACUUUCCCUCGCUGUCGCCCUCGUCCGGCACGGGCCGCUCGACGCACCGCAUCGAGAUCGGCAACGCGUCGUUCCUCGCCGACGAGUGCGCCGUCACGCUCCCCUCGGCGUACGCCGAGUUCCGCACGCGUGAGGAGCGCCUCGGGCGCACGUGCAUCGCCGUCGCCGUCGACGCCCAGCUCGCGUGCGUCGUCUCGCUCGCCGACACGGUCAAGGCCGAGGCGCGCCAGGCCAUCGACGCGCUGCGGUGGAUGGGCGUCGAGGUGCUCGUCGCGACGGGCGACCAGCCGCUGACGGCGCGCGCCAUCGCCGACGAGGUCGGAAUCGCCGCUGUCGACGUGCACGCGGCCAUGAGCCCCAACGGCAAGAAGGCGCUCGUGCAGAAGCUUCAGCAGCAAGGUCACCGCGUCGCCAUGGUCGGCGACGGCAUCAACGACUCGCCCGCUCUCGCCGCCGCCGAUGUCGGCAUCGCCCUGUGCACCGGCACCGACAUCGCGAUGGAGGCGGCCGACGUCGUCCUCAUGAAGGCCGACCUGCUCGACGUCGUCGCCGCGCUCGACCUCUCGCGGCGCAUCUUUCGCCAGAUCCGCCUCAACUUUGUGUGGGCGACCGUGUACAACCUCGUCGGCGUCCCGCUCGCCAUGGGCGUCCUCCUGCCGUGGGGCGUGCACCUGCACCCGAUGAUGGCCGGCGCCGCCAUGGCGCUCUCGAGCGUGUCGGUCGUCGCGUCGUCGCUCACGCUCCGGUUCUGGCGCCGCCCGAGGCUCGCCCGCCGCGCCGACGACCCGCACGCCGACGGCGGCGAGGGCCCGUGCGCCGAGCUCGCCGGCGCGCUCGCCGACAUGGUGCGCGCCGGGUGGCACGCGUUCGUCGUCGCGCCGACGUGGCGCGCGAGGGGCCAGCGCAGGGGGAGCAGGUUCGCGAGGCGCCCGAGCGAGUACGGCUUGCUCGGCGGCGCAGGGAGCGGCGGCGACGAGGACGAGGACGAGGAGGAGGGGAUCGCGCUCGUCGGCGCUCAGACGCCCGCCGUGCGCGACCCGGGCUUUGUCUCUCGGUGAGGCGCCCCCUCCUCUCUCUCUUUCUCUCUCUCUGUGUGUGUGUGUGCCUCUCUGCCGUAUUACCCCCCUCGCACCUGUCGUGAUAGAUCCCCCCUCGCCCUCGCCUUUUCCCACUUCGCCUUUCUCCCCCUCUCUCUGCCCGACCUUUACCUCGUUCUUCAGCCUCUCCCUCUCUCUCUCUCUCCCUCGCACAGCCUGUAACAGCAUGCUUGACUCUCUCUCU